AUGGAGGGAAACUAUCUUCUAUUAUGGAGCAUUUCUAUUGCAGCACUAUCCUGCAUUUUUUCUUGGUUUUACUGGCAGAAUUAUAAGAAGAAGAAGAUAGGCUUUGGGCCCAUCACAUUACCACCAGGUGAUACUAGCUGGUCAGCCAUUAUCGGCGAUUGUCUUAGGUGGUACAACUCUAUAUCAAGCUCUCAUCCCCCCGAAUUUGUUGAAGAGCAGGUGAAAAGGCAUGGAAAAGUGUUCACUUGCAGUUUAUUUGGAAGAAGAGCUGUAGUUUCAGCUGAUCCAGUGUUCAACCGGUAUAUAAUGCAGAAUGAAGGAAAGCUAUUUCAAUCUAGCUAUCCAAAGUCUUUUAGAGAUCUGGUUGGGAAGAAUGGGGUGAUUGUAGUUCAUGGAGAGCAGCAGAAGAAACUUCAUGCAAUUGCAGUGAAUAUAAUGAAGCUUGAGAAGAUUAGUUCCAACUCAAGUUUCUUAAGUGAUGUACAAAUGAUAAUGCUUCAAACUAUAAACUCUCUUUCUGAUAAUGAGGUUGUUGUGCUUCAGGAUGUUUGCAGGAAGGUGGCAAUCAAUUUGAUGGCUAAUCAACUGAUGGGAGUGUCAUCUGAGUCUGAAAUCAACGAGAUGGCAUGUCUGUUUUCUGAUUUUGUAGAUGGUUGCUUAUCUGUCCCAAUUAACUUGCCAGGAUUUGCCUAUCACACUGCUAUGAAGGCAAGAGAAGGCAUCAUUGCCAAGAUCAAGAAUACAAUAGCUGUUGGGAUGCAGCAGGGUGGAUCUGUAGAAAGAAGUGGAGUGCUUGGGAGGCUGGUGGAGGAAGAGAACUUGAAUGAUAAUCAAAUAGCUGAUUUCAUCAUAAAUCUGCUCUUUGCUGGAAAUGAAACUACAACUAAAACAAUGUUGUUUGCUGUUUAUUUCCUCACUCAAUGCCCUCAGGCAUUAGAGGAGCUCCUGAUUGAGCAUGCGAGCAUCAGAAGAAUGAACCACAAUGAGAUUCUUGAAUGGGAUGACUACAAAGCAAUGCCUUUCACUCAAUGCGUUAUUGAUGAAACCCUCAGACUUGGGGGUAUAGCAAUUUGGUUACUGAGGGAGGCAAAAGCAGAUGUGGAAUAUAAAGACUUUACUAUCCCACAAGGCUACCUUGUGGUGCCAUUUCUAUCAGCUAUUCACUUGGAUGAAGGAAUAUACCCUGAAGCUUUACAAUUCAACCCAUGGAGAUGGUUGGCUGAAGAGAACAAGGAGAAGAGAAAUUGGAGAACUAGCCCAUAUUUUUCACCUUUUGGAGGGGGAGCUAGAUAUUGCCCUGGGGCUGAAAUUUCACGCCUUCAGAUUGCUUUCUUUUUGCAUCAUUUUGUUAGCAAAUGCAGGUGGACUCAAAUUGCAGAGGAUCGGAUGUCCUUCUUCCCUUCAGCUCGUCUUGUGAAUGGAUUUCGAGUGCGUAUUUCCAAGGUGUAG
This is a messenger RNA of Dendrobium catenatum, 1449 nucleotides long. Its product is annotated as abietadienol/abietadienal oxidase. The transcript has 9 exons. Gene Ontology annotation, molecular function: iron ion binding; oxidoreductase activity, acting on paired donors, with incorporation or reduction of molecular oxygen; monooxygenase activity. Gene Ontology annotation, biological process: brassinosteroid biosynthetic process; sterol metabolic process; brassinosteroid homeostasis. The record is from RefSeq and is a predicted model, not a curated record. The coding region runs from base 1 to 1449 and encodes 482 amino acids. Lineage: Eukaryota; Viridiplantae; Streptophyta; Magnoliopsida; Asparagales; Orchidaceae.